ACGUAUUGAAUACUUAGUACUCAUACGUGCCCUUAUAUAAAGCGGCCGGAAAGCUGCAAAUCUACUCACUGUUAGUCCUGUAUCAGAGGAGUGUGGAGCUGUCUAGGAGCAGUCAGUGAUCUUUGAAUCGCAGGAUAUCCCAAAAACACAAUGAAACACGUCUUUUCCACAUCGUUGAUCGUGUCACUGUUCGUCAUCUUCACUGAUGCCCAAACAUUCCAGUAUUCUCGCGGAUGGACCAAUGGGAAGCGAUCGUCUCCGGAACAAACUGCUCCAAGCCGGACCUUGUUGCCUCACAUUCCGCUGGGAAUUGAUAAGCCAGAUGAAGAAUGUAGGUUACUAAUACAGCGUUUCCUAAAGUCUCCAUGUGAUGUACGACUGGCGAAUGCUAUUGUCAGCCGCAACAAGGACCUUCUCCGUGAUAUGGCUGACGAUGUGAACGAUGGAACAGCCCUACUAUACGAUCCUGUCCCAAUGGUGGAUACAACUGCUGGAGAAGAUGUAAGAUUUAAGCGUGGAACUAUCGAUCGACAUCUGUUGGGCGAUGACAUGCGGCGGUUCUAAAUUGGUUAUUAUGAAGCUAGGUUAACUGUGGUCGAUGGUACUAUGCUGGAAGUAGCAACGACCAGAGAGCCACCUAGUAGUUGUAACCGACAUUUCAGGAGGAAGUCUGAAACUCAUUUUUAUUUGUUUUAAUCGAACGACACAUAUGUAAUAUAAUGAAUACACAUACACAAAUUGGUAUGAGCAUCCGUUCCAAUUGUAGUGAACAUCAACCAGGGACCGGCAUCAUCUACUUGUGGGAUGGCGAAGCACAUUUUGUUAAUGAAUUUAUUAUACUGGUUUUAGCAAACCCGUUUAAACUGUACAUAUAUUAUGACAAUGGAAGAGAACCUAUAUUUAUGAAACAAUAAAGUCAAUAAACGGAAUGUAAAAGCAACAAAA
Molecule: messenger RNA, 945 nt
Organism: Aedes albopictus (Asian tiger mosquito)
Lineage: Eukaryota; Metazoa; Arthropoda; Insecta; Diptera; Culicidae
Product: pro-corazonin
Exons: 3
Coding region: 151-564 (137 amino acids)
Biological process (GO): positive regulation of heart contraction
Molecular function (GO): corazonin receptor binding
Source: RefSeq, a predicted model, not a curated record